This is a messenger RNA of Prosopis cineraria, 4034 nucleotides long. Its product is annotated as piriformospora indica-insensitive protein 2-like. The transcript has 4 exons. Gene Ontology annotation, molecular function: protein binding; electron transfer activity. NCBI's taxonomy places the organism in Eukaryota, Viridiplantae, Streptophyta, Magnoliopsida, Fabales, Fabaceae. Bases 2153 to 3826 code for a protein of 557 amino acids. The record is from RefSeq and is a predicted model, not a curated record. Gene Ontology annotation, cellular component: plasma membrane.
AUCAUCCUUUCAGCACUAACCACAAGAAAGUCCGCAGCUCUAUUGCAAGCUCGACAGUUCUUUAUAGAGGAGAGUAAGCUUCUUAUGUCCUGGAUAAUGCCCAAGCACUUCCGGUCACAGCUUAACCAAGAAAGAUCUCUGCAUCGGGCGUUUUGUUAGUUGGCUUACCGAAUCUUGCGCAUCACAUUGUCUGAUAUUUUCUUGAAAAACUCUUUCAUUUGCCAAGUUAAAAUAUUCAUUGAAGGAGAAAUCACACGCCCUUGUAAGUGACCAGAUUGACAAUACUGUGGGAAUCUACUUCAAUACCAAGUAUCCAGUCCGAUGGUAUUUAUACAUAAAGUUAUCGUUCAAUUUGUUAUCGAGUUGUUUUCCUUCAAAUAUGCCCCCCGAUGUUCACGAGGCAAUGAAUCAAGCAGUAAGAGACAGUAGAGAGAGAGAGAGAGAGAGAGAGAGAGAGAUAAGGGUUGGGAAUGGAGGGUGGAAGGGAAGGAAGAAGGUGACGGCGAAAAAGAGGGCCUUCGGUAGUGGGAGAUUGAAAGCGACUGCAACGUUGAGCAGCAGGCCUGCUGUAAUUUCUCAGUGUAGUAGUGUAGUGUAGUCCACUGACUUUUCUUCAAUUCAUGGCAUCUUCCUGAGGGUGGUCCAUCUCCAUUCUUUCUAGCCAACACUCCAAAACCCUCAUUUAAUUCCCCUCCUUCCUCCACUGUGGUCAUCCCCCUCAUCACAUGCAUGUGACCCUCUCUGCCUCUCCUUCAACUUUUUAUGUUCAUAUCCUCACAUUGAUACACGUUUCUCCCCAACCUUUCCCCAUUUUUAUGUUUUUCUUUUGUUCUUCACAAUGAAACCAUUCUGUUAUAUGCUUGGUAAUAUGAUUAUCUUAUCUCAAUGCUUACCCUUAUUAUUCAAACAUGACUAUGUGACUCGACAAACAAUUGCAUAUCUCUUCUGUUUGGACUAUUUGACAUGCCGGUGAUAUAACCAAAUAUGGGUUCUUCUUUUAGUGUUAUCCUGGUUAGAAAGAGCUGAAAUGAUAAUUUGUCUAGUUACUAUUGAUUUUGCCAGUACAAUGUGAAUGUCUAACUGAGAUGCAGAAGUGUUUCUACUAAAUGCUUCAAUACCCUUGUUCUUUUCUGACCUCAACGCCUAACUGUAUAGUUAGUUUGCAGAAAUAAUUGAGCUGCAGUUAUGUGGCCGCUGUUAAGGUGAUAGAGGUUUGAAAUGGUACAUUAAUAUUAAAAUUCAAAAGAUUGCAGUCAGUGGGUGGAGGCCUUAUAGCUUUCGUCCCUAGCAUUUUAUUUGUGCAUGUGAAUAUCCAAAGACAAAUUAUAUGGUCCCCCUAACUCCAACCUUACUUCACUGUACCUUCUUCCAAACCUGCAUCUUGCAUCUGAAUAAUCCACUAUAAUAUUGAUUAGUAGUUUAAUGAUGAUAAUGACUUAUCUAGGCUAAUAAGAGCUACCUAACUCAUCACGUUUUCUUUCUAUUUGUUUAAUGUUCGGUCCAAAGAUUAUUCACUCAACCAUGUAGCAAUUCUUACAUUGAUAUUUUGACUUAGAAAAGUAAUGAAUUAUUGAUUUUUCUUUGUGGCAUCACUUGCAUUUCAUGAAUGCGAGAAACUAUUCUGUGUGGCCUGCUUUUAGUAAGAAGCUGGCAUUGCAAUUGAAAUUGAAAAAUAAUGUACUGGAAUGUUUGUCCUUUACUUUCGUUUCUUUUUGAUUGUGAGCGCGAGUCCAUUUAAAAGUAGAGGAUAUAGAUUUUUAUCCCCAUUAAUGGGUAUGCCACUCAUAAUUAUACAUGCAGGCGUGAAGACAAAUCUCCUAGACAACUAGACUUGCCACUUCAUUUUACUGUCUCAUUUAAUCAUUUUCAGUCCUUUGUUUUUAUUGAUUUCAUUGCUUUUCUUUCUUGAGAAGUGUUACUAACACUCCGUUUCAAGCCUUAUCAAUCCAAGUUCCUCCGUCACUUGGCUUGAAUGUUUAUCUCUUCAGCAAAAUUGGGCAGUCUAUCAUCGUCCCUCUAUCCCUGCAUGGCAUAGCUAAGGCAACCAUUUGUACCAGUCUCAUCACUUUUUACUUGGUCAUGAGUUUUUGCUUAUUCUGCUUUUAGAAGCUGCAUAUUAUCCUGAGUAAAUUUCUUUGACUUGGUACUAACAAUGGCCAUAAGAAUUCUAGUACAUGUUCUUCUUCCGGCAUUCCUCAGUUUUUAUACGUGCAAAGGCCAAGACACUUCAGUAUCACCACUAUCACCAAUGAAGAAGAAAGAACAAGAAACCCUGUAUUCUGUUAUACAAGGGUUUAUAGGAAAAGGGUGGAACGGAUCAGAUCUUUAUCCAGACCCUUGUGGGUGGACUCCCAUACAGGGAGUUUCCUGCGAGCUGUAUGAAAAGUACUGGUAUGUGACUGUUUUGAACCUUGGGCCAGUUUUUGACAACUCCCUCGUCUGCACCCAUGAUGCUCAAUUUCCAGAUGAAAUUUUCAAGCUCAAACACUUGAGGAUCCUCUCCCUGACUGGCUGUUUCCUUUAUCCUACCCAAAAUCCAGUCAGAUUACCCAUUUCAAACUGGGAAAACCUCUCAAACAGCUUGGAAUCUUUACACUUGAGGUCAAAUCCGGGUCUGGUUGGUACUAUUCCAUCCUCAUUUGGCUGCCUUAGGAAGCUCCAAUCUCUUGCGCUGAUAGAAAAUGGACUGAUAGGUGAGCUGCCAUCGAGUAUCGGUAAUUUGGUCAGAUUGAGACAACUAGUCCUUUCAGGAAACCAUUUUGUGGGAGAAAUUCCACUUCAUUAUAUGGGUCUCUUCGAGCUUCUGAUAUUUGAUGCAAGCAGGAAUAACCUUUCAGGGGCAUUGCCAUCAACAGUCGGGCUUUUGGAUUCCCUUCUAAAACUGGAUUUGAGCAACAACUUGCUAGAGGGAGAGUUGCCAAGAGAGCUGGGAAGGCUUAAGAAUCUUGUACUUCUAGAUUUGAGUCAUAACAAAUUUAGAGGUGGAUUGACUGGGCCACUUCAAGAACUGGUUUCUUUGCAGCACAUGGUAAUGUCACACAAUCCAAUAAGAGGUGAUCUAUUUGGUAUUCAGUGGGAAUUUUUCCAAAAUAUGGAAACUUUGGACUUUUCUGACAUGAGUUUGACAGGGAGUGUACCGGAGUCCAUGACAAAAAUGAAAAGGCUAAGAUAUCUGGAUCUAAGUAACAAUAAUCUCUCAGGAUGUCUCUCCGUAAGUCUGGAAAAUAUGCCUUCUCUUAGAGCUCUUCACCUGAAUGGAAAUAAAUUCACAGGAAAACUUGAAUUCUCAGAAAGGUUUUACAGGAAAAUGGGAAGGCGUUUUACAGCCUGGGACAAUGCCAAUGACCUGUGUUAUAUUGCCAGCUCAAUGACGGCUUGGAUCCAAGUGCCUUAUGGAAUUGUAGUUGGUGGCGACGUUGGCUGGACUGUUCCAAAGGAUCAAGACUUCUUCGACGAUUGGGCUUCCAGGAAUAGAUUCCUCGUCAAUGAUACCCUUCGUUUCGAGUACAAGACAGACUCGGUGAUAGAAGUGAAUGAAGAAGACUACAACAAAUGCAAGGCGAUGCGUCCUCUAUUCUUCUCCAACAAUGGGGACACGGUGUUCACAUUUGACAGGCCUGGCUUGUUCUUCUUCAUCAGUGGCGUUUCUGGUCACUGUGGUCGUGGCCAAAAGAUCGUCGUCAAGGUCUUGGACUCCCACUCGCCCCCGCCCCAACAUCAAAACGACGACCAGCACAGUGGAGCUGCUGUUAUUGCUCCCCUCGCCAAAACGACAUCGGUUCUGCUCGUUGUGUCGUCGUUCUUCCUUCUGCUCUUUGCAGCUUGAUCAAUUCAUCAUGCGUCGUGGUUGGUCGUUUUAAGUUCGUUUUGGGGUCUAGUCUAGCUGGGUCUUAGGUUUUUCAUUGAUUAAUCACCUAGGUCAAUGGAUGAUGCGUUGUUAUAUUAUGACGUUAAUUAUUUUCCCUCUAAGAAGUUUUUUUGGUUCGCUUAUCGCUCAUUAAGGUAGCUUGGCUUGCAGUUGUGGAAAUGGUACU